Messenger RNA from Vigna umbellata (rice bean), 6220 nucleotides. Lineage: Eukaryota; Viridiplantae; Streptophyta; Magnoliopsida; Fabales; Fabaceae. The record is from RefSeq and is a predicted model, not a curated record.
CUGUACUGCAUUCUUAAUUGCACAUCAAAUUUGAUCGGUCGCGACAGCUGUAUCAAAUUUUGGCGCCGCUGCCGGGGACCAACGGUUCAGUUUUGAGUCUUGUGUCUGUGUUGUGUGAUUUGUGUAUGUGUUUGUGAUAGUGUUGUUUUGCUACCUUGUGUUUAUUUUUGUGGUUUGAAUUUUUUGUGCUAUUGUUUCAUGAUUACAGGGUGUCGUGAUUUAGUGCAUGACUAGAGGAAAUCCUGGAUUCAUACCACCCUUUGAUCCUGAGAUUGAUAGGACUUUUCAUAGCUUAAUUAGGCAUUCUCGGAAUUUGUCUUUAGAGUCUGUUUUUGAACCUGUUCCAUUAGAUAUUGUUCAUCCUACUGUUGAGUACUCUGUGCAUACUGCAUCUACUGCAUCUGUACUUGAUUCUGAUUCUGAUUCUGUUGUUUUUCACAUUGAGAACAAUAUGGCACAACCUCCACCUCGCGAGAGGACUUUUAGGGAGAUGGCUGCACCUGAUUUCGAUAUUGAAAGCUUGUGCAUCCAAUAUCCUGAUGAGGACGUUCCAUUUGUUCUCAAGACUGGACUGAUCCAUUUGUUGCCCAAGUUUAGUGGUCUUGCAGGUGAGAGUCCACAUAAGCAUUUGAAGGAAUUCCACAUUGUAUGUUCCAGUAUGAAACCUCAUGAUGUUCCUGAAGAGCACAUCUUCCUGAAGGCAUUCCCUCAUUCAUUGGAAAAUGUUGCUAAGGAUUGGCUGUAUGGUUUGGCGCCUAGAUCCGUCACCAAUUGGGAUGAUCUGAAGAAAUUGUUCUUAGAUAAAUUUUUCCCAGCAUCCCGGACUACAGCUAUCAGAAAAGACAUAACUGGGAUCAGGCAGACUGGUGGAGAGAACCUGUAUGAGUAUUGGGAGAGAUUCAAGACACUUUGUGCUAGCUGCCCCCACCAUCAGAUACCGGAACAACUUCUUAUUCAGUAUUUCUAUGAAGGUCUGAACAACAUGGAUCGGGGAAUGAUUGAUGCUGCCAGUGGUGGAGCUCUUGGAGACACCACACCUGCUGAGGCCAGGCAAUUGAUUGAGAAGAUGGCUUCCAACUCCCAACAGUUUAGUACCAGGAAUGAUGCCAUUGUGGUAAGGGGAGUACACGACGUUGUUACCCAAUCUUUAUCAGCUGUUGAAAGCAAAUUGGAAAGCAAGAUUGACUCUCUAGCGAAGUUGGUGACACAGUGGACUACCAACCAGAGAUCUACAGCUCCAUCUGCAUCUGUUGCACGAGUGUGUGCUAUUUGUCCUUCCACCGACCAUUAUACAGAUGCGUGUCCUUCUCUACAGCACUCUGAUGCGCCUCAGGCUUAUGCUACAAAUAUCUAUAACAACAGGCAACCACAACAGCAAAAUCAUGACUUGUCCACCAACAGGUACAACCCAGGGUGGAGGAAUCACCCCAAUCUCAGAUGGAACAAUGCGCCACAGCAUCAGCAGCAGGCGCCACCUUUCCAGAAUGCUGGAGCACCUAACAGAUAUGUGCCUCCACCUAUGCAACAAUACCAGAGGCAACAACAACAACAGCAACAGCAAGAGGCACCUGUCCAAGCAGCUGCUCAACCAGCUACCCAACCUUCCACUUCUUCUGAACCUUCAUUGGAAGAGUUAGUGAGACAAAUGACCAUUCAAAACCUACAGAUGGCGACUCAGAUAAACCAGAUGGGAGUUUCCAUACAGAGUCUCACUAACCAGAUGGGUCAGAUGGCCACUCAUAUAAAUCAGGCGCAGUCUCAGAAUUCUGAUAAGUUACCAUCCCAGACUGUGCAGAAUCCAAGAAAUGUGAGUGCCAUAACCCUCAGAUCAGGGAAGCAAAUUGUUGUACCUUCAGAGCCCGCUUCUACACCUACACCCGUGCCUGUCAUUUUUCCUAGAGGGGACGACCAUGAUGGUCCACACAGGACGUUUGAAGUGGGUGGAUCUUCUUCUCCAGUUGGUGGUUCUUCUUCAGUAAGAUCUCCUCCGUUGUCUACCACUACCACUGCCGCACCUUCUCCAUUGGUUGACCGACCUAUCCCUCUUCCAUUCCCUUCACGAGCACUUCCUAGCAAAAAGAUGGAAGAGGUGGAUAAAGAAAUUCUGGAGACCUUCAGGAAGGUGGAGGUGAACAUACCUCUACUUGAUGCCAUCAAGCAGAUACCAAAGUAUGCCAAAUUCUUGAAGGAGUUGUGCACACACAAGAGGAAAAUGAAGGGUAAUGAGAGGAUUAGCAUGGGAAGGAAUGUAUCUGCGCUUAUUGGUAAGUCCGUUCCACACAUUCCUGAAAAGUGCAAGGACCCAGGUAUAUUUUGCAUUCCUUGUGUGAUUGGAAACAAUAAAUUUGAGAAUGCCAUGCUUGAUUUGGGUGCUUCUGUUAAUGUCAUGCCUUUGUCUAUAUAUGAAUCUUUAUCUCUUGGUCCUUUGCAAACCACAGGUGUGGUCAUUCAGUUGGCUAAUAGGAGUGUUACUCACCCAACAGGUUUCAUAGAAGAUGUCUUGGUAAGGGUUGGUGAAUUGAUUUUUCCUGCUGAUUUUUAUGUUUUGGAAAUGGAGGAGGGAUUCUCUCAUGGAUCCGCUCCCAUUAUUUUAGGCAGGCCAUUCUUGAAAACUGCCCGAACUAAGAUUGAUGUAUAUGCUGGAACUUUGUCUAUGGAAUUUGCUGAUAUUGUUGUUCAUUUUAAUAUCUUUGAUGCAAUGAAAUUUCCAGCUGAGAACCAUUCUUUGUUUAGGAUUGAUACAUUGGAUGAAAUUAUUGAUGAAUUUGUUGUUGGAAACUUUCAUUCUGUGCAUGAGAAGAAGCAUUCUUUUCUGUCUUCUUUGCAUUCAUGCAUUGAAUCAGGAUUUGAGAAUGAUGUUGAUAAUGUUGUGGAUUUUGAUGAGGAUUGUGAUGUCCAGGAUAUUGAUGCUAUGAAUGAUAUUGAUGAUGUUGUUGACAUAUCUGAGAUGGACAUUGAUUUUGAUUGUGAUGAGAUGAGUAUUCUGCCUUUACCUGUACACUCUUUAGAGUCAGAAUUCAUUAACCAUGCUGCAGGUAGUACACUUGAAUCUGACUUGCAGGCACCCACUCUUGAGCUGAAACAGCUACCAGAUAACCUCAAGUACGUGUACUUGGAGGAUGAUGAGAAGAAACCAGUGAUCAUUUCUGCUUUCCUUGAUUCUGUUCAAAAGGAGAAGUUGCUUGGUGUACUGAGGAAACACAAGAAGGCCAUUGGUUGGAGUUUGGCUGAUAUACCUGGUAUUAGCCCAUCUACAUGUAUGCAUAGAAUUCUUUUGGAAGAUGGGGCAAAGCCAGUCAGACAGCCACAAAGAAGGCAAAACCCCGUGAUCAUGGAAGUCAUCAAGAAGGAGGUGACCAAGCUUUUGCAAGCUGGAAUCAUCUACCCUAUUUCAGACAGUCAGUGGGUGAGCCCCAUCCAUGUUGUGCCCAAGAAAACUGGCCUCACUGUGGUGAAGAAUGAGAGGGAUGAGCUUAUCCCAACUAGAGUGCAAAACAGCUGGAGAGUCUGCAUUGACUAUAGGAGGCUCAACCAAGCAACCAGGAAAGAUCAUUUUCCCCUGCCAUUCAUUGAUCAGAUGCUGGAGCGCCUGGCAGGUAAAUCUCAUUAUUGUUUUCUUGAUGGUUUUUCUGGAUAUUUUCAGAUCAAUAUUGCUCCUGAGGAUCAAGAGAAAACCACAUUCACCUGCCCCUUUGGCACUUUUGCCUAUCGGAGGAUGCCCUUUGGUCUAUGCAACGCUCCUGGUACCUUUCAACGGUGCAUGCUUAGCAUUUUUAGUGACUUUCUUGAGAGUUGUAUAGAGGUGUUUAUGGAUGAUUUUACUGUGUAUGGAUCCUCUUUUGAUGCAUGUUUAGACAGUCUGGAAAAAGUUUUGCAAAGAUGCAUAGAAACAAACCUUGUUCUGAAUUUUGAGAAAUGUCACUUCAUGGUUGAACAAGGUUUGGUUCUAGGGCAUAUCAUUUCUGAAAAGGGAAUAGAGGUAGACCCUGCUAAGAUAUCUGUGAUUUCGCAGUUGCCUUACCCCUCUUGCGUGCGAGAGGUGCGAUCUUUCCUUGGACAUGCAGGUUUCUACAGGCGCUUCAUCAAAGAUUUCAGCAAGAAAGCGCUUCCCUUGUCCAGACUGCUGCAAAAGGAUGCUGACUUUGUUUGUGAUGACAGAUGCAAGCAGGCUUUUGAUUGCCUCAAGGAAGCUUUGACUACCACCCCUAUCAUUCAGGCACCGGAUUGGACAGCCCCAUUUGAGCUCAUGUGUGAUGCAUCUAACUAUGCAUUGGGGGCUGUCUUGACACAGAAAAUUGACAAGCUGCCAAGAGUGAUUUACUAUGCAUCACGCACUUUGGAUGCUGCCCAAGCAAACUAUACCACCACUGAAAAAGAAUUGUUGGCAAUUGUUUUUGCCCUUGAUAAGUUUAGGUCAUAUUUGCUUGGAUCAUCUGUUAUUGUAUAUACUGACCAUGCAGCUCUUAAGUUUCUGCUGAAAAAGGCUGAGUCAAAGCCUAGAUUGAUCAGAUGGAUGCUACUGCUCCAGGAGUUUGACUUGCAGAUUAAGGACCGGAGUGGAGCACAGAAUUUGGUUGCAGACCACCUCAGCCGGAUUGAGAGAGCUGAGGAUGAAGUUGAUGUGUUGCCCAUCCAGGAUAACUUUCCUGAUGAGAGUUUAUUGAUGAUUUCUUCUUCCCACCCCACUCCUUGGUUUGCACAUAUUGUAAAUUAUUUAGUUGCUUCUGUUUUUCCUCCCUUAGCAUCACGUGCACAGAUUGCUAAAAUUAAGAGUGAUGCUAAAUAUUAUGUUUGGGAUGACCCAUAUCUGUGGAAGUUGUGUAGUGACCAGGUUACUAGGAGAUGCAUUCCGGACCAUGAGAUUGACUCGGUCCUGCAAUUCUGUCAUGCCUCCUCACCGGGUGGUCAUCUGGGGAUACAAAGAACAGCUCGUAGGGUGCUUGAUUGUGGGUUCUAUUGGCCUUCCAUCUUCAAGGAUGCAGAUAAGAUUUGUAGCACUUGUGAGCCUUGUCNUCAUAGCUUAAUUAGGCAUUCUCGGAAUUUGUCUUUAGAGUCUGUUUUUGAACCUGUUCCAUUAGAUAUUGUUCAUCCUACUGUUGAGUACUCUGUGCAUACUGCAUCUACUGCAUCUGUACUUGAUUCUGAUUCUGAUUCUGUUGUUUUUCACAUUGAGAACAAUAUGGCACAACCUCCACCUCGCGAGAGGACUUUUAGGGAGAUGGCUGCACCUGAUUUCGAUAUUGAAAGCUUGUGCAUCCAAUAUCCUGAUGAGGACGUUCCAUUUGUUCUCAAGACUGGACUGAUCCAUUUGUUGCCCAAGUUUAGUGGUCUUGCAGGUGAGAGUCCACAUAAGCAUUUGAAGGAAUUCCACAUUGUAUGUUCCAGUAUGAAACCUCAUGAUGUUCCUGAAGAGCACAUCUUCCUGAAGGCAUUCCCUCAUUCAUUGGAAAAUGUUGCUAAGGAUUGGCUGUAUGGUUUGGCGCCUAGAUCCGUCACCAAUUGGGAUGAUCUGAAGAAAUUGUUCUUAGAUAAAUUUUUCCCAUCAUCCCGGACUACAGCUAUCAGAAAAGACAUAACUGGGAUCAGGCAGACUGGUGGAGAGAACCUGUAUGAGUAUUGGGAGAGAUUCAAGACACUUUGUGCUAGCUGCCCCCACCAUCAGAUACCGGAACAACUUCUUAUUCAGUAUUUCUAUGAAGGUCUGAACAACAUGGAUCGGGGAAUGAUUGAUGCUGCCAGUGGUGGAGCUCUUGGAGACACCACACCUGCUGAGGCCAGGCAAUUGAUUGAGAAGAUGGCUUCCAACUCCCAACAGUUUAGUACCAGGAAUGAUGCCAUUGUGGUAAGGGGAGUACACGACGUUGUUACCCAAUCUUUAUCAGCUGUUGAAAGCAAAUUGGAAAGCAAGAUUGACUCUCUAGCGAAGUUGGUGACACAGUGGACUACCAACCAGAGAUCUACAGCUCCAUCUGCAUCUGUUGCACGAGUGUGUGCUAUUUGUCCUUCCACCGACCAUUAUACAGAUGCGUGUCCUUCUCUACAGCACUCUGAUGCGCCUCAGGCUUAUGCUACAAAUAUCUAUAACAACAGGCAACCACAACAGCAAAAUCAUGACUUGUCCACCAACAGGUACAACCCAGGGUGGAGGAAUCACCCCAAUCUCAGAUGGAACAAUGCGCCACAGCAUCAGCAGCAGGCGCCACCUUUCCAGAAUGCUUGA